AUGAAAACAACAAAAAGCGCGCACAAGGACAUCUACUGGUUCAGACAAGCUCAUGGUAAAGAUAUUGUAUUUUGGAUGUUACAAUGUCUUAGUUUCUGUUCCAACAGCCGUGGGAGGUGGCGACUAUUUAUUAACAUAAAGAUCCAGUCACAUGUCGAAACGCUCUGGCUUAGGUGUGGUAUGUUAUAUUUGUCCAGCUACUUAACUAGAAGUAAGAUCACUAGCGAAGAGUUAUCAAAACCUUUAAAAUUGUCAAAGCCAUCUUUGGAUAGUGAUGAAGAAGACUAUAACGAUAAAGAUUGUUUCCGAUUACAUGAAGCAGAUAUAGAUGGUCAGGAAGCUACGACUUUAGAGUAUGAUGAUGAAGUUAAAAUAACUCCAUUUAACAUGAAAGAAGAGCUUGAGGAAGACGGUCACUUCGAUUCCGCUGGCACUUUCAUUUUCAAGAAACAAGUUGAUGCUCGUGAUAAUUGGUUAGAAGAUAUUAAUUGGCUAGAAGUCAAGAAAAACCAGGAAAAGAAUUCAUUGAAAGACACAUCGAUAAGCGAUGAACUCGGCGGGAAAGUGCUAAGUAAAGAGGAGAAACUCGCUUUGUACCAAGAACUCUUAUCUUAUUUACAACCUUCUGAGACCGUUCUGCGCAGUAUCAGACGUAUGGGUGCCUGUUCAGAUGCUAAGAAGUCCGCUUCAGCCAGCCAACGCUGGCUACGAAAUAAAAAUCCGAAAACUAAAACUGAGACCGGCAAUCCAGAAGGAUUAAUUCGUGUUACUGAAUUAGCUGACCAACUUGUUCAAGGCGGAGAUUUUGAUGUUUAUCAAAAAACAUUCGACGAUAUAAAAAAACUGAUAGAAUGUACAAAACAAUUCGCAGCAGAUGAUGAACUUGAAGUCCUCGGUCAGGCAUUUGAUGAAAAGCAAGCUGACGAUAAAGGUGGAAUCAAAUCAACUGAAGAACAUGAUGGCAGUAAUAAUAAUACCUCAGUCAUGUGGCAUUUAAAACGUUCAAAUAAACCAAAUACAGAAAUUGAAGGACCAUACACAUCUGAACAAUUAAAAGUGUGGCUUCAAGAUGGAACAUUUAAUGACGAUGACAAUAUUUUAAUACGUGAAUCAACGAAGUCUGAUGGACAAUUCUAUAACAUCACACGUAUUGACUUUGAUUUGUAUGAAUGA
Messenger RNA from Schistosoma guineensis, 1173 nucleotides. The record is from the annotation of a GenBank genome assembly. NCBI's taxonomy places the organism in Eukaryota, Metazoa, Platyhelminthes, Trematoda, Strigeidida, Schistosomatidae.